Suillus plorans is the source of this 150-nucleotide messenger RNA. RefSeq lists its product as uncharacterized. The annotation marks the transcript as partial. The record is from RefSeq and is a predicted model, not a curated record. Lineage: Eukaryota; Fungi; Basidiomycota; Agaricomycetes; Boletales; Suillaceae. The transcript has a single exon.
GUGGCUCAUCGCUUGUUUCACACUCCCAUUCUGCCGUAUAUCUUGCUGCCAGGGAGGGUUGAGGGUGUUCCCGCAGGAUUCCAUCAGAAGGCACUAGUCCUUUGUGAACGUAUGAGUGACAUGGAUGUGAAUCUGUUGGUUCAGGAACCU